Molecule: messenger RNA, 795 nt
Organism: Lactuca saligna
Lineage: Eukaryota; Viridiplantae; Streptophyta; Magnoliopsida; Asterales; Asteraceae
Source: the annotation of a GenBank genome assembly
AUGGAUUUUGAAAACCCAGUAGCUAAUCAGUCGUUUGUAACACAUACAAUCGAAGAUAUAGAUGCAAAUGUUUCUUUGGAAUCAACAUUUGAAUCUGAAAAAGUAAAUGACGAUAUUGUGAAUCUUGCAUAUGAUGAAGAUGAAGCUAAGGAUCUAAGUAUUAUGGGGAAGGUUUUCAGUACACCUAAGGAUGCAUAUACAUUUUAUAACCAAUAUGCCUUUCUACAUGGAUUUGGUAUUGGUGUUCAUUGGAGCUUUAAAAAUAAAACCACAAAUGAGCCUUAUCAGAAGAGCUAUGUGUGUAAUAAACAAUGCUUUAAAAGUUUGAAAGGUAAUAGUUUAUGUGGAGUUGCUAAGAAACGUCGUAGAAAUUUGAGGACUGGAUGUAAAGCAAUGCUCCGGAUAUCAAAAGGAAAAGAUAGUGAAUGGUUUGUCGAUGUGUUUAACGACACACACAAUCACAAUUUGAGUACAACUCCUACCAAAGUAAUGAAACAUCGUUCUCAUGGGAAAAUACACCGCUCAAUGGCAUGCAAGUCUCUUAUGGUGGAACUAGGUCAAUCAGGGUUAAGGCCUUAUCAAAUCAAAAAGGUUGUAAAUACAAUGAAAACUCCAUAUGAUACCAAUGUUACGUCAAAGCAAUGUGAUGAUGUUUUAUCAGAGCAACAAAAACAAUAUAAAGGUAAAGAGUUCUAUGGGUUGAUCAAACAUUUUCAAGAUAAAGCAUUAAUAGACAGUAACCAGUAUUUUGUUAUGGAUUUGUUUGAUGAAGGGUCUCCUAAAAAUGUUUUUUAG